AGGAGCCCGGUGCCACAUUUACUCACUCACUCCCCAAUCCACCCACCAACCAACCCAGAACCUCUCUACAUUCCUCUUCCUCCUCUAUAGUCUAUAUACACACACCAAGAGCAGGCUGCAGCAGGCUCACGCCGCAACCUAGCUAGCCUGCACGCACUCUCACUGACCACGACCAGCGCUCAGCCUUCUGCUCCGGAAGCUAGCUCUCCGGCCAGCCACCCCACCCCGUCCACCCGACAAUGGCGGCCGCCGUGGCCCUCCUCCUGCUCUCCGCCCUCGGCGGAGCGGCGGCGCAGGUGUUCCCUCCGUGGAACGGCACGUUCCCGAUGGGGCCCGGGUUCGGAGGCGGGAGCAGCAGCGGCGGCGCGGCCGCGGGCGCGGGCGCGGGGACGGGCGUGCCGGCGAUGUUCGUGUUCGGGGACUCGCUGACGGACAACGGCAACAACAACGACCUGAACUCGCUCGCCAAGGCUAACUACCCGCCCUACGGCAUCGACUUCGCCGGCGGCCCCACCGGCCGCUUCUCCAACGGCUACACCAUGGUCGACGAGAUCGCUCAGCUGCUGGGCCUGCCGCUGCUGCCGUCGCACACGGACGCGGCGUCGAGCGGCGGCGGCGACGCGGCGCUGCACGGCGUGAACUACGCGUCGGCGGCGGCGGGGAUCCUGGACAACACGGGGCAGAACUUCGUGGGGCGCAUCCCGUUCAACCAGCAGAUCAAGAACUUCGAGCAGACGCUGGAGCAGCUGCGGCGCCGGACGACGACGACGAGGCCGGGCGCGGGCGCGGGCGGGCUGGCGCGGAGCAUCUUCUACGUGGGCAUGGGCAGCAACGACUACCUCAACAACUACCUCAUGCCCAACUACAACACCCGCAACGAGUACAACGGCGACCAGUACUCCACGCUGCUGGUGCGCCAGUACGCCAGGCAGCUCGACGCGCUCUACGGCCUGGGCGCCCGCAGGUUCGUCAUCGCCGGGGUGGGCUCCAUGGCCUGCAUCCCCAACAUGCGCGCGCGGAGCCCCGUCAACAUGUGCUCGCCCGACGUCGACGACCUCAUCAUCCCUUUCAACACCAAGGUCAAGGCCAUGGUGACCAGCCUCAACGCCAACCGCCCGGACGCCAAGUUCAUCUACGUCGACAACUACGCCAUGAUCUCCCAGAUCCUAAGCAACCCGUGGUCCUACGGGUUCAGCGUGGCCGACCGCGGCUGCUGCGGCAUCGGGAGGAACCGGGGCAUGAUCACCUGCCUGCCCUUCCUGCGCCCGUGCCUCAACCGCAACUCCUACAUCUUCUGGGACGCCUUCCACCCGACGGAGAGGGUCAACGUGCUCCUCGGCAGGGCCGCCUUCAGUGGCGGCAACGACGUCGUCUACCCCAUGAACAUCCAGCAGCUCGCCGCAUGGCAGCCGUGACUCAGUGCAAAGCUAUCGAUCGAUCGAUGCGUCGUUUUGUAGCGCUACUUACUGCUAUAGCGUGUGUGUGUGGUCAUGAGUAGGAGGGAGCUGAGCGGAGAGUUAUGGUACGGUGUGUAUCCGACCAGUCUCCUGUUGUUUGGGGGGUCAACAUCGUGUCUCUUUUGUUUUUGGUUCAUCAUAUCAGUUAGUUAUCUAUCAGUGUUUGUUCGCUUAUUACCUGUACUGCAUCACGGAGAUAAGUGGAGUUCUAUAUUGGGUUUUU
Zea mays is the source of this 1680-nucleotide messenger RNA. Its product is annotated as anther-specific proline-rich protein APG. Bases 240 to 1415 code for a protein of 391 amino acids. Lineage: Eukaryota; Viridiplantae; Streptophyta; Magnoliopsida; Poales; Poaceae. The transcript has 3 exons. The record is from RefSeq and is marked provisional. Gene Ontology annotation, molecular function: hydrolase activity, acting on ester bonds.